Molecule: messenger RNA, 3231 nt
Organism: Chanos chanos (milkfish)
Lineage: Eukaryota; Metazoa; Chordata; Actinopteri; Gonorynchiformes; Chanidae
Gene: slc12a9
Product: solute carrier family 12 member 9
Exons: 14
Coding region: 84-2801 (905 amino acids)
Biological process (GO): chloride transmembrane transport; potassium ion homeostasis; cell volume homeostasis
Cellular component (GO): membrane
Molecular function (GO): potassium:chloride symporter activity
Source: RefSeq, a predicted model, not a curated record
UACCCCGAAGUUCCGUGAAAUUUUACAGAAGUUUGCAAUCAUAUCUGAAGUGUACUGGGUUUCUGUUUUCGUUUUUGGAGGCAAUGGCUACUGAGCACAGUCCACUUCUUAAACAUGGAGUUUUCAGUGUGGUGGGAGAUGCCAAUGCUGACUCCAGGAGGGUGUCAGAGGUCACAGGAGAUGCCAGAUCUGGAACCUCCUCCUCACGCAAACUCAACACCUUCUUUGGGGUGAUGGUGCCCACCAUCCUCUCGAUGUUCAAUAUUGUUCUCUUUCUCAGGACAGGUUUUGUUGUGGGUCAUGCAGGUCUACUCCAAGGUCUCCUAAUGUUGUGUGUGGCCUAUUUCAUUGUGUCUUUAACCCUUCUGUCCAUCUGUGCCAUAUCCACCAAUGGGGCGGUGGAAGGAGGAGGGGCCUAUUUUAUGAUAAGUCGUUCUUUGGGUCCAGAGUUUGGUGGUAGCAUUGGGCUUAUGUUCUAUCUUGCCAAAGUUUGUGCAUGUGGGGUCACUGUGCUUGGACUGGUAGAGGCCAUACUGGACAUUUUCGGGAAGAACCCAGCUUCUACAGUCUCUGAGAGUUGGCGGGUCUUACCACAGGGUUACUGGUUCACAGUGCUAUACUCCUCUGUGGUGCUGCUGCUGUGCCUGGUAGUGUGUUUGGUCGGAGCUCAUAUCUACGCCCGUACGGCUUUCCUCAUCUUGCUGGUGGUGACCGUAUCCACGUUCUCCAUCUUCCUCAGCACCCUGGUUGUAGGCCCGCGAGAUUUCAGCAUCACACAUGACCAUGACAAUCACACAGUUACCUACAAUGUCAGUUACACUGGCUUCAACAGCACCACUCUGAAGAACAACUUAGGACCGAAAUACUCUUUGGACUACAGUACGAACACACUAAUGUCUUUUGCUACUGUGUUUGCUGUUAUGUUCACCAGCUGCACCGGUAUCAUGGCUGGAGCUAAUAUGUCAGGAGAGUUGAAAAACCCCAGUGUUUCCAUUCCCAAAGGCACCAUUAUGGCAGUUCUGUACACCUUCAGUGUUUAUGUCAUUCUCUUUAUCCUUCUAAGUUCCACCUGUGACAGAAUGCUGUUGAUUCAAGAUUAUGGAGUUUUGCAGAGGAUAAACAUCUGGCCUCCAUUUGUGAUAAUUGGGGUUUACUGUGCCUCGCUAUCUGCUGCUAUGUGCUCUUUGAUUGGAGCCUCACGAAUCCUUCAUGCCCUGGCUCUUGACCAACUAUUCGGUUUGCCCCUGGCUCCAGCUACCAUCACCUCCAGCUCUGGAAACCCUUGGGUGUCUGUGCUUUACACAUGGGCAUUAGUACAGUGCACAGUAUUUGCUGGAGAACUGAAUGUGAUAGCGGGUCUUGUGACUGUGUUUUAUCUGCUGGCCUAUGCAGCCGUGGACCUGGCCUGUCUGGCUUUGGAGUGGGCGUCGGCUCCAAACUUCAGGCCAACGUUCCAGUUUUUCUCAUGGCACACGUGCCUUUUGGGGAUUGUGAGUUGUCUGGUGAUGAUGUUUGUGAUAAAUCCUGUCUACUCUUCGGCUAGCAUAGUGGUGCUUCUCCUGCUGCUGCUCUUCCUGCAUUACCGCUCACCAACCAGUAGUUGGGGCUAUAUCAGCCAAGCCCUGAUCUUCCACCAGGUGCGUAAGUACCUUUUGAUGCUAGACUCUCGUAAGGACCAUGUAAAGUUCUGGAGGCCUCAGGUGCUGCUGAUGGUGGCCAACCCACGCUCCUCCUGUCAGCUCAUCACCUUUGUCAACCAGCUGAAGAAAGGAGGACUCUUUGUGCUGGGCCACGUACAGCUGGGAGAUCUGGAUGCGUUGCCUUCUGACCCAAUCCAGCAGCAGUAUAAUUUUUGGCUGAGUCUGGUGGAUAAGUUGGGGGUGAAGGCAUUUGUGGAUUUGACCUUGUCCCCUUCUGUUCGGCAGGGAACUCAACAUCUACUGCGCAUCACUGGACUGGGAGGCAUGAAGCCAAACACUUUAGUGCUGGGUUUCUAUGACAACUGCUACCCGGAGGACUACUUCCUGCAGGAUCCAGCAUUCUGUGAGGGCUCUGGUGGUUUUCUCAAUGAUGAAGGGGAUCAUUUUGGGGUGGAUCUCCCCUCGUUACAAGCUCACUUUCCACCCGUGCGGGACGUCGAGAGUCAGCGUUGGUUGGCACCAGAGGAAUAUGUGGGCAUCGUGUCAGAUGCCAUCAAGAUGGGUAAGAAUGUCUGCCUGGCACGCUACUUCUUUCAACUGGAAAAUGAGGGCGAGGGGCCAGAGACCAUUGACGUGUGGCCUUCUAAUCUGCUACAGCCGGGCAGUAGCAACAGCUAUGCGGACGUGUGUAGUCUGUUCCUGCUACAGAUGGCUUGCGUGCUCAAUAUGGCUGGCAGAUGGAAACGAGCGAGACUCAGGAUCUUCCUGUGCGUGCACGCUGAGUCAGACGACCAGAGCUUACUGGCCAUAGAGGAGCGUUUUCGAGAGUUACUGAGGAAAUUACGUAUCCGGGCCGCCAUUAAGAUUGUGGCUUGGGACAUGGUGGUUCAGUUGCUGGGGCUGACAAGCCGUGAGCUGGUGGAAUUGCAGACUUUGAGCACGCUGCCCCCUGCUGUUUUGGAGAACUACCUGCAUGCUGUGAACAGGCUGCUAAAAGAACAUAGCGGCCAGGCGGCAGUGCGAUUUAUGUAUUUACCCCUCCCACCUACUCGUGCUAGCCAAUCACAACAGUACCUGGCACAGAUGGAGGCUAUCACAAAUGGACUGGGUCCUACACUAUUGAUUCAUGGACUUACUCCUGUAACAUGCACUGAGCUCUGAGGAAGAGACUGUGUGUGUUUUGGGGUGUGUGUAUCACUCUUCAGCUGAAUGCGGUUGGAUCCUCUCACCGUUCGGAAAUCUUAAAGUACUAAAAAAAAAAAUUUUGUCAUGUGAAAAGGAGGAAUAAUGAGAAAUGUUUACUUACCAAAGAACUGAUGUUACUGUAGAGGCCUUAAGGUUUAAUUUUCUAAUGUAAAAAGACUUGGGUUGUCCUCAGGUCACAGUUCUGGUAAAUGUACUAAAGAUUAUUCUGCCUUGUGGAAAUUUGUGAAUGGGUUGAAAUAUUUUCUGUAGUAGAAACUGUAUAACGAAAUUAAUCAAAUUCAAAUGUUAUGUGAACUUCUUGUAAACAUGGUUCAUGGAAAAAUAUUCUGUUUAUACAUAUGCACUUUGCACUACCUUUUUGAGGCUUUAGUGAAAUUUGAGUGCA